Molecule: messenger RNA, 1849 nt
Organism: Pseudo-nitzschia multistriata
Lineage: Eukaryota; Bacillariophyta; Bacillariophyceae; Bacillariales; Bacillariaceae
Source: the annotation of a GenBank genome assembly
CGCACAACCACCAGCUUCCGAUCGCCCCUUCCAUACCCCACUAGGCAAMAGCGAUCGCACGCACCAUGUYCGCUUCCUCKUCGUAUUCUCGGCACCGUCGGGAACCACGGCGAAGGCGGAGGAACCUGGCGUCCUCCGUCGCCGCCACCACGGCCACCGUAGCCGUGGCGUACGGAACCUAUCGCCUGGCACGAUGGUACUGGGACGAGGAGGAGGACGGCGACGAGUACCACCAGCGCGAGUGCGACCGCGAAGCCGGCGAGGGAAGGGAGCAYCCGCUGGAAGAAGACCYCCCCCGCCCGUCCUCUCGUGCCGGGGAACCCCCAYCGCGCCCCCCGGCGAGCGCCGCAAGAACGAGCGGGGSCGACCCCUGGAUSCCCCCCGCGGUGACCGGAGCCCUGGGCUGGCUGGCCAGGACCGCGGUCGGCGCCGUUGUGGCGGGCGUCCCGRGSGGCUCCGGACACCACGGCCCCGGGAGCGGCCCUUCCCGGCCGACGCGGCGGCAGAAGCUGGCCCGCUGCCGGUACAGGGCGGGGGCGGCCUUUGGAGGGUGCUUCUCGUCCCUGCGGCCCGCGAUCGAGGGCAGGACCGACGCCUCGGUCCAGACGAGGGAGCUCCGGGCCCUGCGCAAGCGGAAACAGGAGCUGAGGGGGGCAUCCACCCCGGCCAAACCCGGCCCGGGGGAAAGCGUCGCCGAUCUGACCGACAGCGGAGCCUCUUCCGCCGCCUCUCCGCCCCCCGCGUCCGAGAACGAGCGGGAACUACGGAAACUGCAGCGCCAGGAAGAGGAUCUGUGGCGCGAGAUUCUGGUGCAAACCACGACCCGGAUGGUGGUGUCUUCGUACGCCUACGCACUGCUCUUGCUGAGCCUGACGGUGCAAUUCCACUGGCUGGAGGGGGAAGAAUCGGCCUCGCCGGGAGGAAUGUUUCCGGRUUCCGUACCGGCGCAGGAGGARGAGCAGCGGCGGCAACGGGAACAAGAGGCGUUUCUGAUGCGGAGCCACCAAUACUUGCUGAACGAGGGGCUUCCGCUGCUGGUGUCGACCGUUCGGAGGGCUGUGGAAGACGUGUGCUUUGGGGACGGGGACGACACCGACGAGGAAACCGAAGACGGCGAUGCCRGCCGCGGGAGCGGCGACAGCCAACACUGGACGAAUCCGUCGAGCACGUUCGUCACGCGCGAGGAAAUCGAAGAAGCCCUUUGCGUGCGCCUUCCGCGGAGGCUGGAGGACGCCGGAUCCGGUGGCCGCCAUCGCAGGGGCCGCCGCCGCCGCAACUGGAUCCGAUUCGUUCUGCCCGACGAGGAAGCCUUCGAUCCGAUCUGGGACGUCUGYCGGAGCCCCGUCUGGGAGGACGCGCAGGAACAGGUGCUGGGGUGCCUGUGGCACGAGGUGCUGCGGGACGGCGGAACCAACCGCUCGGACGGCCGGGGCUGGGGCGGUUUGUUCCGGCCCGGCGAGAAAGCGAACCCCGCGGGACCUUCCGGCGAAAACACACCGCCGGAACCCCCGGGGCAGGGGGAGAAGCAACCACUGGUGAAGGUGAUGGCGCGGUUCAAAAAGGCCGCGUCCUCCCUCUUCGACGACAGCGGUCCCGAAACCGGGUGGGAGGGCACGAUCCAUGGAAGAUUGCUCCUGCUGCCAACCGUCYUGGAACUGGGGGACGUCACCCUCGAAUAAACCAAAACGAUUCGUGGAGGGACGCACCGGGGGAUCGGUGGUUCACGUCUCGACGCGGAAGAAACCACCGGCCAGAGGGUUUUCGAUGUUGUCUCGAACKGUGUGCCGCGUCCGCGAAUGGGCAGKGGUCCUCUUCGGUGUCGCGCCCGAGUCGCAUGAACUAUUUUUGA